AUGGGUGAACGAGGUCCAGAUCAAUGGUUAGAGCAAAUCAAAAAAUGUAUUGCUUUAUCUGAAUCAGAUAUGAAGCAAUUAUGUGAAUUGGUUAAAGAAUUAUUGAUGGAGGAGUCCAAUAUCCAGCCAGUUCAAUCUCCAGUCACUGUUUGUGGUGAUAUUCAUGGACAAUUUCAUGAUUUAUUAGAACUAUUUCAAAUUUCUGGUGGGUUGCCAACUGAUGAUAAUAAUACAAAUUAUAUUUUUUUAGGAGAUUAUGUUGAUCGUGGUUAUUUUUCUUUAGAAACAUUUACUUUAUUAAUGGUUUUAAAAGUUAAAUAUCCUCAUCGAAUCACUCUUGUUAGAGGUAAUCAUGAAUCAAGACAAAUUACUCAAGUUUAUGGUUUUUAUGAAGAAUGUUUGACUAAAUAUGGUUCAACAACUGUUUGGAAAUACUGCUGUCAAGUUUUUGAUUUCUUAACCUUGGCUGCUAUCAUUGAUGGUAAAAUAUUAUGUGUUCAUGGUGGAUUAUCUCCAGAAAUUAGAAUGUUGGAUCAAAUUAGAGUUCUUUCGAGAGCUCAAGAAGUUCCCCAUGAAGGUGGGUUCUGUGAUUUGGUUUGGAGUGAUCCCGAUAACGUUGAUACUUGGGCGGUUAGUCCAAGAGGUGCGGGUUGGUUAUUUGGUUCAAAAGUUAGUAGAGAAUUUAAUUAUAUCAAUAAUUUAGAAUUAAUUGCUAGAGCUCAUCAAUUAGUCAUGGAAGGUUUCCGUUACCAUUUCAAAGACCAAGACGUUGUAACCGUUUGGUCGGCUCCUAAUUAUUGUUAUAGAUGUGGUAACGUCGCUAGUGUCAUGCAAGUUGGUGAUGAUUUAGAACCAAACUUUAAAAUCUUUAGCGCUGUUCAAGAUGGUGAUUUAUCGGUUAAAAAUAAUACUAAUAAACAACAAAGAAGUGAUUAUUUCUUAUAG
Molecule: messenger RNA, 945 nt
Organism: Hyphopichia burtonii NRRL Y-1933
Lineage: Eukaryota; Fungi; Ascomycota; Pichiomycetes; Serinales; Debaryomycetaceae
Gene: SIT4
Product: type 2A-related serine/threonine-protein phosphatase
Exons: 1
Coding region: 1-945 (314 amino acids)
Biological process (GO): G1/S transition of mitotic cell cycle; peptidyl-serine dephosphorylation
Cellular component (GO): cytoplasm
Molecular function (GO): protein serine/threonine phosphatase activity
Source: RefSeq, a predicted model, not a curated record